CAGGGUGUAAAAUGGCCCCUGCCAUUGCCAAUCAUUCAACAAAGCCCGUGAACUUUCUGUAUGCAUUCAGAAACUGGCGGCGACCACCAAAAUCUUCAAGAUUAUGCCGCAGAUACUUAUUGAAAGAACAGUAUGUUUACUAAUCAGAGCACAUUUUGCUCACCAUGUGAAAGAGGAUGGAGUUCAGUCAGGCUCACAGCGCGUGGAAACGAUACAAAAAAAUAAUUCUGUAAUAGGAUAUUUAAUAUUUGCACAUUAGACAGAGUUGAAAAACUAAAACAAAAUGCAAUUUGAAGAGAGACAUAGCUAGUGGAAAGGAAGAUAGAAAGAAGAAAGAAAAGGGUUCCAUUAGUUUCAGACAAAUUUUCUCUCUUUCCACAUUUUUUUAGCCUUUUUCUCUUCUUCUUUUAUUUAUUAUAUUUGACUUGCUUUAUAUAUCUCUUCUUUGGCACAAGCCAUUUAAUCUUCAUUUUCCAGAAGUCUUUUACUGUUCUCCUUCUUGUUGGGUUUAUUUACUUCAAUUAUGCUUGCCAUAUCCUCUGCUUCUUCUUUGUAAGUCCAUUUGUUCUUUUUUUUUUUUUUUGUGUCUUGGAAGUGGGUUGAGCUUGGACUGUUGUGAAUAUCUAAGAUCAUUACAAGCAUGUUACUGCUUAUGAGCUUUGGUUGGGUUUAGUUUUCAGAUUGGAGAGUGUAGAUUCAGCUAAUGUUGUGGAACAAGAAAUUUUGUGAUUAAUGAGGAUGGAGAGAUCUAGAAUAAAGUGUAUGAAUUGGAACUAUGUAGAGGCCAUUGUGGGGUUUAUGCUGAUCUGGGCAGCGGGAAUUUCGGUUGCUCUCACUAAUCCCGGUGAUGUUGCGGCGAUUAAUAACUUAUAUGUUGCACUCGGUUCACCUCAACUUCCCGGGUGGGUUGCCACUGGGGGAGACCCAUGUGGUGAAAGUUGGCAGGGUGUUGUAUGCAAUGCUUCAGAUAUAAUGAAGAUAGUUCUUAAUGGUGCUAAUUUAGGAGGAGAACUGGGCGAUAGCUUGGAUGCCUUUGCUUCCAUCAAAGCAAUAGAUUUAAGUAACAACCAUAUUGGGGGCAGUAUCCCAUCCGAUUUGCCUGUUACCAUGCAAAACUUUUUUCUUUCAGAUAAUGAGUUCUCUGGUAGCAUACCAAGUUCUCUUGCAUCUUUGUCUCUACUGACAGACAUGUCUUUAAACAAAAAUCUUUUAAGUGGAGAAAUACCAGAUUCCUUUGAAUCCCUUGCAGGAUUGAUCAAUCUAGAUUUAUCUAGUAACAAUUUGAGUGGGCAACUACCUACAUCUCUGGAAAGUUUGUCACAACUGACAACUCUACAUUUGCAGAACAAUCAACUGUCUGGCACCCUUGAUGUAUUACAAGAUCUUCCAUUGAGAGAUUUGAAUGUUGAGAAUAACCUGUUCUCUGGGCCCAUACCUGAUAAGUUGCUGCAGAUCCCAAAUUUCAGAAAAGAUGGGAAUCCAUUUAAUUCUACUGUUGGUCCACUAUCUCCACCAACAUCAUCAACAACACCACCACUUUCUGGCUCACCACCUUCUCAACACACACCUGGAAGACAGGCUGAUGAACCAUCUUCUUCAGAAGAAUCAAAAUCUGGAGGGAAAAAUUUUUUAACAACUAAAAGGGUUGUUUGGAUAUCAAUUGCAGGAGUCAUGUUGUUUGUAAUUUUGGCAUUAGCAUUUUUGCUUUUAAUGCCACAGUGCCUCAGAAGAAGGGAGGAAAUUUUCAAGCAGCAUCAAACACAACAAACACAAGUAGGUGUAUAUAGAGGCGAUAGAGGAGAACUGAGGGAUAAUCAGCCAUUGGCACAAUCCACCAAUCAAAUGGAGAAAGCUCCUAAGGCAGCAGUUGUUAAGCCGAAAGAUGAUCAUCAAUUAGAGAUGGAAAGAAGGGGAGCAACUGCAAAGUCACUGAAUGAACAUGAAAGAAAUGGCCGAGGGCUGGGAUCAAUACCAAAACAGGAUGAUUAUGAGAUAGACAUGAGUGGAACAGAUAUGAGGUUUAUGCUGCCUCCUCCUCCCCCUCCUCCACCACCUGUUGUUGAUAAGGUCAUUGCUAAACCAGUUGUAUCUGCUGAAGCAACUACAACAAAGACUUCCACAAAAACAGCGAAUCUUUCAACUAUUGCUAGAUCAUUUACCAUUGCAUCCCUUCAACAAUAUACUAACAGUUUUUCUCAAGAAAACCUUAUAGGUUCUGGCAUGCUAGGGAGUGUUUAUAGGGCACAGCUUCCUGAUGGGAAGUUACUUGCUGUCAAGAAACUGGACAAGAGGGCCUCAAGUCAGCAGAAGGAUGAUGAAUUUCUUGAAUUGGUAAACAACAUUUACCGAAUCCGGCAUGCUAAUGUUGUUGAGCUCAAGGGUUACUGUGCGGAGCAUGGACAAAGGCUUCUGAUCUAUGAGUAUUGCAGUAAUGGGACACUGCAGGAUUUGCUACACUCAGAUGAUGAAGCGAAAAGAAAUCUUUCUUGGAACUCCCGCAUUAGGAUGGCACUUGGAGCUGCUAGAGUGUUAGAGUAUCUGCACGAGGUUUGCCAGCCCCCUAUUAUACACAGAAAUUUCAAGUCACUCAACGUUCUACUUGAUGAUGAUCUUUCUGUGCGUGUCUCUGAUUGUGGUUUGGCUCCUCUGAUUUCAUCGGUUGCUGUAAGUCAGUUAUCAGGACAUCUGCUAGGAGCGUAUAGUUAUGGAGCUCCAGAAUUUGAGUCAGGAAUUUAUACUUGUCAGAGUGAUGUUUAUAGCUUUGGAGUAGUUAUGUUAGAACUCUUAACAGGGCGGACAUCAUAUGACGGGACACGAAAUCGAGGGGAGCAAUUUCUUGUGAGAUGGGCAAUUCCCCAGCUUCAUGACAUUGAUGCAUUGUCUAGGAUGGUUGAUCCUUCUCUCAAUGGAGAGUACCCUGCUAAAUCAUUAUCACACUUUGCUGACAUUAUUUCCCGUUGUGUUCAGUCUCAACCAGAAUUCAGGCCUCCAAUGUCUGAAGUCGUCCAGGAUCUAGUAGACAUGAUUCAAAGAGACCGCCGCAGCAAUGAAUCAGUUGGAGACUGACCUAAAUUAGGAAACAAAACUUGUGGUUUCAGCUUGUGAAUCAUGGUGAAGUUGGAUAGAUUUUGAUCUGCCAGAUUAACAAUCCGGAAAAAAACCACCGUAAAAAGGCUACAACAGAUGCCCCAACUAACACAUCAACGGUUCACAUUCCACGCAUUUUACAUUUACCCCUCAGCGGAGUUUACAAGGUAAAUUUGAUGAAGAACCCUUGUUGCAGUGACCCCAACAUUGAGAUUCUUGAGGUCAAUUAGUUUUUGAUGAUUUUAGUUGUCGAUUCGUCAUUAGCUCAGAGAUGUAGUGAUCCUAUUGUUUCAUACUAUUAUUUGUUACCAAUUCUUGAUGUUCAAAUUUGUUUUGUGUUGAAUGCUCGUGUUUUGGUGUAUCAUAAUUUACAUACCUCUUUCUUUGGCCA
Molecule: messenger RNA, 3478 nt
Organism: Mangifera indica (mango)
Lineage: Eukaryota; Viridiplantae; Streptophyta; Magnoliopsida; Sapindales; Anacardiaceae
Product: protein STRUBBELIG-RECEPTOR FAMILY 3-like
Exons: 16
Coding region: 733-3066 (777 amino acids)
Biological process (GO): protein phosphorylation
Molecular function (GO): protein kinase activity; protein binding; ATP binding
Source: RefSeq, a predicted model, not a curated record